Molecule: messenger RNA, 727 nt
Organism: Dendronephthya gigantea
Lineage: Eukaryota; Metazoa; Cnidaria; Anthozoa; Malacalcyonacea; Nephtheidae
Product: mitochondrial cardiolipin hydrolase-like
Exons: 1
Coding region: 39-701 (220 amino acids)
Biological process (GO): piRNA processing
Cellular component (GO): mitochondrion
Molecular function (GO): RNA endonuclease activity producing 5'-phosphomonoesters, hydrolytic mechanism
Source: RefSeq, a predicted model, not a curated record
GACUACUCCGAGCACUGGCACUACACGAGAAAUCCAAUAUGGCGUCCGCAGUUGAGCUAUUUUUCUUGACUUGGUCAGCAAGUGUUUUAUUUCAGACCGUUUAUACGUUCAGCAAAUGCUUCAAAAGCUGCUAUAACACCUGGUUAGGAUCCGAGAAAGCCCCAAGCCAGCCCAAACUCUUCCAUGAAGUACUAUUCUUUCCUGAUAGUCGAUUAAUUUGUCCGGAAUUCUUCACUCCUGCAGGAUGUCAUCUUGCAAAAUGUCGAAAUGCCCACUACAAAACGGCACUGGGAAAACUUCUAGACUUUCUAAACGCUGCCACGAAAUCACUGGAUAUUUGCGUGUUCACAAUCUCGUGCCACGAACUCGCGAAUGCGGCGUUAAAACUGCACGAAACAGGCAUACCAGUUAGAAUUAUUACAAACGAGGAACACGAAGCAUUAACUGGCUCGCAAAUUGAACGUUUUCAACGCGAAGGAAUCCAAGUCAGACACGAUAAAACAGCGUUUUACAUGCACCACAAGUUCGUCCUGGUUGAUGGCACUGUACUCAUAACUGGAUCCUUCAACUGGACCAGACAGGCGGUCAUGGGGAACAGGGAGAACGUAUUAGUUACUAACAAUGCAGAGAUAGUUCGACCUUACGUCGAUGAAUUUGAAAAGCUUUGGGAGAUGUACAAACCCGGAGCAAGGAAAGAAUAACUUAAAAACAAAGACGGAGAGAUAGA